CAGCUCAAAGCAGAAAGGCUAGAGGUUGAAGAAUAUUUGAGAAAUACAUAUUCAGAUUUAGAGAAGAAUAGGAUAGUAGGUUUUCCACCAGAUAUCCCUCCAUUAGGAGGUAUAGAGCAUGAGAUGGAAGUCACGCCACCUAGGUGGAAGGAAGUUCAGGAGGUGGUCAGGCAUGCAAAGGCUUCUUCGGCCCCAGGGCCUAAUGGAGUCCCCUACCGGGUUUAUAAAAGGGCACCUGAUAUCCUUAAAUUUUUGUGAAAACUGCUAAGAAUAGUUUGGGAGAAACAAAUAAUCCCAAGAGCAUGGCGUAGGGCAGAGGGUUAUUAUUAUUCUUAUUCCUAAGGAGAAGGAGUCUGUGGACCUUAGCCAAUUCCGGAUGAUUUCUCUCUUGAAUGUAGAGGGGAAGAUUUUCUUCAGUGUAGUAGCGCAGAGAUUAGCUAGCUACUUAGAAAGGAAUAGCUUAAUAGAUACUAUGGUGCAGAAGGCAGGAAUACCAGGUUUUGCAGGGUGUUUAGAGCAUACUAGCAUGAUCUGGCACCAGAUUCAGGCAGCGAAAAUUAACAAAAGGGACCUGCAUGAAAUAUUUUUAGAUCUUGCAAAGGCGUUUGGUUCAGUACCGCAUAGCCUCAUUUGGAGUGUGUUUGAGUACUUCAAAGUGCCACAGGUAGUUGUUAACUUCGUGAAGGCAUAUUUUCAGGAUAUUAGGUUGUGUCUAAGUACGGCAGGUUUCACAACAGGUUGGCAGAGGCUAGAAAAAGGCAUCAUGGCAGGGUGUACAAUUUCUCCAUUAGCAUUUACUAUGGCAAUGGAAGUAAUCAUUAGGGCUUCUAAGUGGGUGGUAGGUGGGGAGAGACGGCAGAACGGGUUGCAUCUUCCACCAGUUAGGGCUUACAUGGAUGACAUGACACUGGUGACCACAACAAUGCCAUGUACAAAGAGGCUACUAGAAAAGGUAAAUAAGAACCUCAAGUGGGCCAGCAUGAAGAUCAAGCCUAGUAAGUCUAGAGGCAUCUCGAUACGUAGAGGGAAGUUAAGUGAUAGGAAGUUUGUCAAAGAUGAUGAGGAAAUCCCAACAAUUAGGGAAAAGUCAGUAAAGAGCUUCGGUAGGUGGUACAAUGUGGAGUUGAAUGAUGAGGAACAGGUGGUGAAAUUUAGAAAAGAUGUGGCGGAAGGAUUGGAUAGAAUAGAUAAAUCAGAACUUCCAGGAAAGUUGUGGCCAAUUUAUGAAAUUCCAACAUCCGUUGUGGAGAGAAUUGAAAGGUCGGUUAGCUCCUAUAUUAGGAAGUGGCUGGGCGCUCCUAGGUGCCUAAGUAGUGAUGCAUUGUAUGGAAAAGGGAUACUUCAGCUGCCAGUAUCUAGUUCAACAGAGGAAUUUAAAUGUACCAAGGUCAGGACAGAGCUCUUGUUAUCUGGGAGUAAGGACGUGGUAGUUGGUUCCAAAUCCAACCAAGGGGAGGAAGUGGAACCCAAGAUCGGCAGUUCAUGAGGCAGAGGCAGCUCUUAGGCAUGCAGAGAUUGUAGGUAAUGUUCAGUUUGGCUGGGGAGGCCUGGGGCUUGGCUCAGGCAAACCGGUAUAGAAUAAAGCAGGUCUCAAAGAUAAAAGAAAGCUGGUCGUGGAACAGAUACGUAGACAGGAGGAGAUAUUAAGGGGUGCAAAGAUAGUGGCCCAGGCUAAGCAGGGACAGUGGUUGAAUUGGGAAACUGUAGAGAAGAGGAAGCUUAGUUGGAGGGACCUGUGGAGUAUGGAGGAGAAUCGUAUUAGAUUCCUGGAAGGGGCUACAUACGAUGUGUUACCAACCCCCCAGAACCUAAAACUGUGGGUAAAUGGGGACCCAUCAUGCCCAUUGUGUUCAGGUACCCUAACCUUAAAGCAUAUUUUGUCAGGCUGUAAAGUUAGCUUGUCAUAAGGCCGAUAUACAUGGUGACAUAACCAGGUGUUGAAAAGUUUAGCUGCAGGCAUUGAAGGGAAACGAAGACAGAUAAAUUCAGAGGGUUUUAAGAAUAGGAGUUUAGCAAUGCAGUUUGUCUGUGAGGGGGGGAAAUACAGAAGGGAUAAGUUAGUAA
Molecule: messenger RNA, 2064 nt
Organism: Epinephelus moara (kelp grouper)
Lineage: Eukaryota; Metazoa; Chordata; Actinopteri; Perciformes; Serranidae
Exons: 2
Coding region: 377-1486 (369 amino acids)
Source: RefSeq, a predicted model, not a curated record